UCUGGUUGGUGAGAAACUAGUUCCGCCCCCGGUCGCCAUGUAUCGCUCCACACGGAACCUGCAGCGCUUCAGCGCGGAUCUGUCGAAGCUGUGGGCCGCGCAGAGAUCCAGCAGCCUCCGGAACAUCUGCCCGGCGCCGGGAGUCCAGCUCAGGCCGCUCAGAAUGGCCAGUUCAGAGUCGUUCAGGAUCGAGAGGGACACGUUCGGAGAGCUCAAAGUUCCUUCUGAUAAAUAUUAUGGAGCUCAAACUGUCAGAUCAACCAUGAACUUCAAGAUCGGAGGAGCCACGGAGAGAAUGCCAAUACAAGUCAUCAAAGCCUUUGGUAUUCUGAAGAAAGCUGCUGCAGACGUGAAUAAAGAUUAUGGUUUGGACCCAAAGAUUGCAGACGCCAUCAUAAAAGCUGCUGAUGAGGUGGCUGCUGGGAAGCUGGAUGAUCAUUUCCCGCUGGUGGUUUGGCAAACAGGAUCCGGAACGCAGACUAACAUGAACGUCAAUGAGGUGAUCAGUAACAGAGCCAUCGAGAUUCUGGGAGGAAAACUGGGCAGCAAAGACCCGGUUCACCCCAACGACCACGUCAACAAGAGCCAGAGCUCCAAUGACACGUUCCCCACCGCCAUGCACAUCGCUGCCGCGAAGGAGGUCCAUGAGGUGGUUCUUCCGGGUCUUCAGACGCUGCACGAUGCUCUCGCUGCCAAAGCCCAACAGUUCAAAGACAUCAUUAAGAUCGGCCGCACACACACACAAGACGCCGUGCCGCUCUCUCUCGGACAGGAGUUUGGCGGUUACGUCCAGCAGGUGAAGUACAGCAUCGAGCGGGUGAAAGCGCCCAUGCCUCGUGUGUAUGAGCUGGCAGCGGGCGGCACUGCGGUCGGCACCGGACUCAACACACGCAUCGGCUUCGCUGAGAAAGUGGCAGAUAAAGUGGCUGCACUCACAGGUCUUCCGUUCGUCACAGCGGCUAAUAAGUUCGAGGCUCUGGCGGCCCACGAUGCACUGGUGGAGCUGAGCGGCGCUCUGAACACCGUCGCCGUCAGCAUGAUGAAGAUCGCCAACGACAUCCGCUUCCUGGGAUCCGGACCUCGCUCGGGCCUCGGAGAGCUGAUCCUGCCCGAGAACGAGCCCGGCUCCAGCAUCAUGCCCGGUAAGGUGAACCCCACGCAGUGUGAGGCCAUGACUAUGGUAGCAGCUCAGGUGAUGGGAAACCACGUGGCUGUUACUGUCGGAGGAAGCAACGGACACUUUGAGCUCAACGUGUUCAAGCCGAUGAUCAUUAAGAACGUGCUGAACUCUGCCCGGCUGCUGGGCGAUGCUUCGGUCUCGUUCACCAAUAACUGUGUGGUCGGAAUCGAGGCCAACACAGAGAGAAUCAACAAACUGAUGAACGAGUCUCUGAUGCUGGUCACGGCGCUGAACCCUCACAUAGGUUAUGAUAAAGCUGCUGCUAUUGCAAAGACGGCGCACAAAGAGGGCUCGACUCUGAAAGCCACGGCCGUCAAGCUGGGCUUCCUGACAGAGGAGCAGUUUGAGCAGUGGGUGCGACCGCAGGACAUGCUGGGACCCAAAUAGAGCAGAACCGCGGGACGCCCAGCUAAAGGUCACGGGAACGAUGCCUUUGUACAAUAAAACACCCGUUUCAUUCAAAUGCAUUGGUCCUGUGCGUCUGAGAAUGUGUGGUUUCUCUCAGUCUCUGCACACUUUCAGACAGCGGUCGUGACGGACAUUAAAGUUCAUCGUGUAACACGAGAUCGUCAGUAACAUCUGCUGAUGUGUGCACUUACAUUUAUUCAUUUGACAGACGCUGUGUUUUCAGGGUUUAAUAUGUGAUCAGUGUUUGUGCUCCCUGUCGACGCAUCGGAAAAUCUCACAGAAAUAUAUCCAUCCCCAAAUCAAGAGUGUGAAAUAAUGGAAAAAAUGUUGGUUUGUGUGAGUGUAAUUUUUGAGUGUAAUUAAGUUUUCUUUUCUAAAUGGCCUCUAAGUCAUCCUGUAUAUAUAUAUAUAUAUAUAUAGCAUAUUUCAGACACAAUGCUAAUUCAAAGUGAUUCACAGAAUUAAAAAAAAAAAGAAUUAAAAAGCAAAAAUAAAAUAUUAAAAUAAAAAUAUAAAGGUUCAUAAACAAUUAAGAAAAUAAAACAUAUGUAUACAUAUAUAAAAAUAUAUAUUUGUCUAUACCUACGUAUAUAUUGCUCACAGAAGCACAUUUACUUGCUGCUGGGUGAGUCUCACUAAACCAGUUAAGAAGAUUCUAAUUAUAUUUCACUUCAAAAUCAAAAGAAAAAUUACAUUUUGCAUGAGGAAAAAGCUUUUUUUUUUACAUAGCGACAAUGUAUUUGUCCUUUUCCCCAAUAUUCUCUGUAAUAUAAAGAAAAAUAAUAUUU
Messenger RNA from Onychostoma macrolepis, 2376 nucleotides. RefSeq names its product fumarate hydratase (gene fh). NCBI's taxonomy places the organism in Eukaryota, Metazoa, Chordata, Actinopteri, Cypriniformes, Cyprinidae. The coding region runs from base 38 to 1567 and encodes 509 amino acids. Gene Ontology annotation, cellular component: mitochondrion; tricarboxylic acid cycle heteromeric enzyme complex. The record is from RefSeq and is a predicted model, not a curated record. The transcript has 10 exons. Gene Ontology annotation, biological process: tricarboxylic acid cycle; fumarate metabolic process; malate metabolic process. Gene Ontology annotation, molecular function: fumarate hydratase activity.